Messenger RNA from Gossypium arboreum, 781 nucleotides. RefSeq lists its product as uncharacterized. Gene Ontology annotation, cellular component: ribosome. The transcript is spliced from 2 exons. The record is from RefSeq and is a predicted model, not a curated record. Gene Ontology annotation, biological process: translation. Lineage: Eukaryota; Viridiplantae; Streptophyta; Magnoliopsida; Malvales; Malvaceae. Gene Ontology annotation, molecular function: structural constituent of ribosome; 5S rRNA binding. The coding region runs from base 156 to 569 and encodes 137 amino acids.
UAACCUUCUAACCCAAUUUUAAAUUAUUUUGUUAAAGUUUUGGGAUUUACUUAAUUGACCCGAUCCGACAACUAUUUGUGAUCUCCCAAUAAACGUGAAAUGAUGAAACUCAGCGGGACUUCUCGUGGUGGAAACAUUGCUGGAAGCCAAAGCCAAUGUCUGCAACUCACAGCCAGCACGUGCUUCGCUUGGUCCUCUCAUGCCGCAGCAUCAAGGCCCACGUCACUCAGCCGGGGACAUCCUACAUCGUCGCCAUGGCCUCCUCCACCGAGCAAGAAUUUCUCAUCCAAUACCGAUCCAAGCUCGACCAAUUCCCUCGCUCCCGCCGCUUCUGGGACUCCAAAGUCGCUUCCAAAGUCGGCGAGAAGCUCGGCUUCCGCUUGAAGGAAAUCGGCAUCAGCAACAUCGCCAUCGAUGUCGAUGAAGAGAUCUCUAGACCUAUUGACCGCCGUAGAUUGGUUUUGCCGGUCUUUGAUUCUUUACGCCGUGUCGGUGUGGAGAUCGAUGGUGCCGAAAGAUUGAGCCAAAUUGGCCAGAACCAGGAGAUUAGGCUUCUGAAUAAAAUUUAGAGCGAUUGAAGUCUGUUGCUUUUUGAAACCCAACUCUGGUAGCUUCUUUUCUAUAUUGGCAUAUUGCUUGUAGCAAAUUUUGAAACCAAACAAUUGUCAGUUAAGUAUUUUUAUCCAUUUGCGAUAUAUGUAUUUAUCAUUGAACAAAAUCUGCAAGUAAAACUUGUAAAAUUCAUCUUUGAAGAGAUAUAUGAAUAUGCUAUUUAGUUAAA